This is a messenger RNA of Trichoderma citrinoviride, 729 nucleotides long. RefSeq names its product mating type protein MATa1. The coding region runs from base 1 to 729 and encodes 242 amino acids. The transcript is spliced from 3 exons. NCBI's taxonomy places the organism in Eukaryota, Fungi, Ascomycota, Sordariomycetes, Hypocreales, Hypocreaceae. The record is from RefSeq and is a predicted model, not a curated record. Gene Ontology annotation, biological process: anatomical structure morphogenesis; regulation of transcription by RNA polymerase II; cell differentiation. Gene Ontology annotation, molecular function: RNA polymerase II cis-regulatory region sequence-specific DNA binding; DNA-binding transcription factor activity, RNA polymerase II-specific.
AUGGAUCUCGCACAGCCGAUAGCCUCCCAAAACACGCAGACUGAAGUCUAUCUAGCCGGAAUUUGGGAUGGCUUGAAGGACCAGAUUAAUCCUUUUCUCCAAAUUCUCUGCAUCAAUGGCAACAUCUACCGGAUGUUGGAUAGUUAUGGGAGACGCUAUGUGGCUAAGAAAUUCAUGGAACAUGCCAAGGAAGCCGUGAUGUUCUGCCGUGAUGGCAAUGGAGAAGACCGACACUAUCUUGGCGCACCACGGUAUUUCAUCGCCAAUGGCGGUGUUGUGCAUUCACCUGAUGGCCUGGAGCCAUUCUGGACCAUGGAUGACGGCUCGACUCGUCUCGAAGCCGCAGUCUGCUCGCCUUCAAUUCCGGCGAAGCCAACCAAGAUUCCGCGGCCUCCCAAUGCGUACAUCUUGUACCGCAAGGAUCGUCACAACAUGGUCAAGGCUGCCAAUCCGGGCAUUACCAAUAAUGAGAUCUCUCAAAUCUUGGGACGAGCUUGGAACCAGGAAUCGAGAGAAGUCCGGCAAAGGUACAAGGAGAUGUCAGAGGAAAUCAAACUUGCCUUGCUCGAGAAGCACCCGGACUAUCAAUACAAGCCGCGCAAAUCCUCCGAGAAACGCCGCCGCGCUCGUCGCCCGCAAGGACAUGCAAUCUUGGUCGACGCCAGCCUUCCACAGCCCUCCCUUGAAACUGGUGCGGUUGAAGAUGAUCACUCCGUGGCUGCAGCAUAG